Messenger RNA from Prorocentrum cordatum, 621 nucleotides. The record is from the annotation of a GenBank genome assembly. NCBI's taxonomy places the organism in Eukaryota, Dinophyceae, Prorocentrales, Prorocentraceae.
AUGCAGUGUCUGCGCGGGUGCUGCGGGCCGCUGCCCGCGCUGCCGCUCUGGGUCAGGCGGCUGCUGAUGGCCCUGAACCUGCUGUCCGUGCUGUGGAUUGUAGUCAGUUCCACCGAGGAGGGCGACGACGUCGGCCUGGAGGUCGCUACCGACUGGAUCGUGAUCGCCGGCACCCUUGGCCAGGCGAUGCUGCUCUACCGGCUGCUGGCGCGCCCACGGCGCACCGCCGCCCGGCUGCACCUCCAGUCCCUCGGCACGCUGGCGGCGUGCAACGCCCUGCGCGCGCUCGGCGUGUCGCACUGGUCCAUCCGCCGGGCAGUGAGCUGCCACUGGCCGAGGUGCUGGCCGCGCUCUCGCUGGCCAGCUUCUGCGCCGCGCUGUGGCACCGGCGCGGGGGCCCCGCCGUGGGCCUGGAGGGCGAAGACGGUAUGGAGGAGCGCGCGUUCGAGGUGUGCGCCACACCCUGCCCGGCUCGUGGCGCGGCUGUGGCCCGCGCGCCCCGGCGCGCCCCUGCCGCCGCUGCGGAAGCUCCUGGAGCACGCCGUGCUGCCGGCCGCCGCGCUGGCGGCCGGCACGCUGCUGGAGGCCGCGCCAGCAGUGGCCACGCGCCCGGAGUCCUGA